This is a messenger RNA of Chara braunii, 2111 nucleotides long. The record is from the annotation of a GenBank genome assembly. NCBI's taxonomy places the organism in Eukaryota, Viridiplantae, Streptophyta, Charophyceae, Charales, Characeae.
AUGGGCGCAGGGAUGGGCAUGGGCAUGAGCGGAGGUAUGGGGAUGGGAGGUGGAAUGGGGAUGGGGAUGGGGAUGGGAGGAAUGGCAGGUGGGAUGGGAAGUGUGGGAGGUGGGAUGGGAAGUGUGGGAGGUGGGAUGGGAAGUAUGGGAGCCAUGCCGGGAGCUAUGGGCAUGGGCAUGGGCGGAGGGAUGGGCAUGACGGGCAUGGGAAUGGGGAUGGCUGGUCCAGGAGCUGGAAUGCGGCCCAUGGGUAUGGGAAUGGGAAUGGGUGGAAGUGUAGGGAUGGGUGGAAUGGGAAUGGGCGGUGCUCCCGGAAUGGACGUAGGUGCAGGUCUCGGAAUGGGCCUUGGUGGUGGUGUUGGGAUGGGUAUGGGCGGGCCCCCCGCAAUGGGUGGACCCGGGUUUCAAAAUCGGUGGCUAUAGUCCCUCUGCUCCCUGAAUUCUGUACGUAAUUGAUUGAUGCAGCGUAAUUCAUGUCUCCAACUCGAUGAAGGAAAAACAGAGAGAGAGAGGGAGAGAGAGAUUGCAUCUUAUGGCACUCUGCACGAGCUGGAGUCGGUUGUGGGUGCCUUAAAGGUGGUAACAGGAAGAGAGAGACGGAAGGGGAGUAAACUGGAUGUGUGAGCGUUAUUGCGGCGAGAUACUGCAACCGGAAAGGCGUUGUGUUUGAUUGGUUUUGUUGAAGUUCACACGCACAUGGAGAGAAUGGAAGUACGGGUCCAAGGAGGUGAUGGAGCGUGUCAGGGUGUUACGGAUUGCGAGUGACGCAGAAAGGUGAUAUUGACGGAAAUUCUGAAGGACGCUUUUCAAGCUGAGGACAAAAGAAGAGGGGGGUAUGAUGAAGAGUUCCGACAGGAAUGGGUUUGAAUUGGGUGCAUAAUUUUUCUUGGUAGCGAAUGGGUGAAGGAGUCGUAAGUGCGUGGGUGUUCUGGUAUGACGGUGGACGAGGGAGUGAAGAGGGGGGGGAUUAUUAUUUGAGAUGUUCAUAUAACGCUGUGCUGUCUCAUUUUGCUGGUUCCAGCAUGAAAUAAUAUCUCGCGAAGAGAGAGAGCGAGAGCGAGCGAGAGAGCGAGAGUGAACGAGCGAGAGAGAGAGCGAGAGAGAGAGAGAGAGCGAGAGAGUGCGAGAGAGAGAGAGAGAGAGAGGUGGGGUGGGGAGGUAGGGAGUUUUAAGAGUAAUCGAUUUGGCGUCGGUUUUGGAAAGGGGGAGGGAAGGAUUAUUCGAGUAAUCGAACUUAGGUUUUGGAGAGAGAGAGAGAGAGAGUUUCCUCGCACAGUGCGGAUAACAGUCGUCGAAUAUUUUUCUUGGAUAGGAGGUAGGCCUUCCAGGGUGAGUGUGUCAGUCUCAGCCCGUACAAUGAUCUAUUUGGAGGGAGGGAGUCGGAGAAGGGAUGGGAGACGAGGGUGACGAUGAAUCCGGUUUUUCUUCAAGUGGAUUGGAUUGUGGAGUUAAUGAACUUUCUUUUAACCUUAUCCUCCACCCAUCCUUGCUUCUGUUGCGCAUGUCACGUCCGCGUUGUCUCAGCCUUGUGAUGAGAUGCCGUGUCGUUGAUAUCACUGAUUGUUUUCCAUGGUUUUCCUCUUCUUUCUCCUUUCUUCCGUGACUUGAGUUCCUUAUCCAAUACCUUUCAUUGCUUUAUUGGGUCCAGACUGUCGAAGUAGCAGAUCAAAUCGUGAGCUGGUAUAACGGACAUGUUGCCUCGUGUUAUCGUUUUUCGUUUUUACCGCGAUUAUAUAGAUUUCCUGCGAUAAGAUAGGAAUUCUGUCCUCUUGCCGCCUUUAGCCACCACCCACAAGCGGUCGCCUCUCUUCCCAAGCACUGGCCUCCCCUCCCCUCCCCUCUCCUCCCGUCCCACCACUCUGCCUGUCCGGAGGCUCUAGAUCGUGAGGAGAUUGGUGAUGCUGUUUUAGGCAGUAGGAUAGGCCGUUGUAAGGAGAAUGCAGAAUAGUAGUUGUGAAUCUGCAGGCUUUUUGCUUGCUCUGGACCGCUAUCUUGGAUUUUUGUUGGAUCGAUCUGACAGACUUUUGCCGCGGGGAUUCUUUUUUAAAAUGUCGACGGAAUUCCCACAUGUCGUCCAUAGUGCCGUCCAUAGUGCACGGAGAUUCCUGACG